CCAGACAACUGAAUACUUUCUUGACUACAGAUAUUUUAAAUUCUGCUCUACUUAACAUGAAGAUGGUCGGUCUGUCUUAUAAAGCGCUUUUUGUCUUCUGCUUUACAGCCCAGGUGUUUACAUUAGUCCAGUCCCAGCUGUGUCCUCAGAGAUGCCAGUGCCCUAAAGAGCCUCCAAUGUGUCUCCCUGGGGUGCCUCUGAUCCUUGACAACUGUGCCUGCUGCUUGGUGUGUGCUCGUCAGAAAGGGCAGAUCUGCUCUGAAAUGAACCCCUGUGACACCCGUAAAGGGCUGCAGUGUGACUACACGGCAGAUGUCCAUAAGAGGACCGGUAUCUGUGCUGCUCAUGAGGGAGAUGUCUGUGUUUUGGAUGGUUCGGUCUACCAGAACGGCCAGACAUUCUUCCCCACCUGCAAGUAUCAGUGUAUGUGUCGUGAUGGGCAGAUCGCCUGCGUGCCACGCUGCAACGUGGACGUGAUGCUGCCUGGGCCGGACUGCCCCAUGCCAAGGAAGGUCCAGAUACCAGGAGAAUGCUGUGAGAAGUGGGUGUGUGAGCCUCAGGCUGAAGCCAGUGCACUAGGAGGCUUUGCCAUGGCAGCCUAUCGUCAGGAGGAAACAGUGAGCUUUGAUGGCUGGGACCCGAGCCUGAACUGCAUUGAGCAGACCACCGAGUGGGGUGCCUGCUCUCGAACCUGUGGCAUGGGGGUGUCUACCAGGGUCACCAACAAAAACCGCCGGUGUGAACUGGUGAAGCAGAGCCGGCUCUGUAUGAUCAGGCCUUGUGAUGACCAGCAGGACCAGACGCAGCUGACACAGCUUGCACCAAAGAGAGGCAGUAAGUGCCAGAGGAUGGUGAGGAGCAACAAGGCUGUCCACCUCUCCUAUAAGAACUGCACCAGCGUCCAGGCCUACAAGCCUCGCUACUGUGGCACCUGCACAGAUGGCCGCUGCUGUACCCCUCACAGAACCAAGACCGCUCUGGUGGAGUUCCAGUGUCCCAAGGGUAAAACCACCAGGAGGCCAGUCAUGGUGAUCCUGACCUGUGCCUGCCACAACCACUGCCCACAAGACAAUGCUGUAUGGCAGCCAUCAGAGCUGGGAUACAGUGGAAUGAGGUUAUAGGUCACAUCUGGAGUUAUAAUAUCAUGAGGUUAUUCUAAAAUACAGUAAUGAAGAGGUUAUAAUGAAUAGUAAGUCUGGAUUGUAGCUGAUGACUACAUCUGUAAAUUCAGAAGUUCU
Messenger RNA from Scomber scombrus (Atlantic mackerel), 1238 nucleotides. Its product is annotated as CCN family member 3-like. Gene Ontology annotation, biological process: signal transduction; cell adhesion. The transcript has 5 exons. Gene Ontology annotation, cellular component: extracellular matrix; extracellular region. The record is from RefSeq and is a predicted model, not a curated record. Gene Ontology annotation, molecular function: heparin binding; integrin binding. NCBI's taxonomy places the organism in Eukaryota, Metazoa, Chordata, Actinopteri, Scombriformes, Scombridae. The coding region runs from base 57 to 1121 and encodes 354 amino acids.